Molecule: messenger RNA, 756 nt
Organism: Theileria annulata
Lineage: Eukaryota; Apicomplexa; Aconoidasida; Piroplasmida; Theileriidae
Exons: 5
Coding region: 1-756 (251 amino acids)
Source: RefSeq, a predicted model, not a curated record
AUGAAAUCGAAUAUAAUAUUAACCGGAGCAAAAACGCUAAAAAAUUAUGAUUGGUUUGACCAUGAGUUACCUCUUAGUAAAUUGCCGUUGAUGCCGAGCUUGUUAAGCACUACUGUCGGUGCUGGUAUAGGAGCUUUAUGCUCAAUUAUAGUCAAUUGCGCUCUUGUAGAAUUAUCAACUUCAUCUUUUUUCACUCUGUAUUUUGGAUUCACAUUUAUAAUUAUUGGACUUGCUAUAUUAUGGAGACUAACAGCUUCAAGUGAUUUUAAUGAUCAAAAUCAAACUAGAAAUCUUAAAAUUUUCGGAUUUAUGAUUGUAUUUUCUGGUCUAUUGUGUUUUUUUCUUAGGAAGAACUGGUUCAUAGCAUUACCUACUUCCCUCAAAACAGUUGUCUACACUCUACUAGGCGUCUCAACGUCAUUCGCACUCACAUUCACCAUCGUAGACAUCAUCAACUACUUCAUGGCCACACUUGAAACUACAGUCUCAAAACCAUUAGUAGAAUCUAAAUCACAAGUCCAUUUAAUAUUAUCGAUCGCAUUAGUAAUGGGAGCAAUAUUUGGGUUUACUUUUGGGCUAAUGGACGUGGAGGAUGAAGCAGCCUAUCACGUCCAGCUGGCGUUAAUGAAGGAGGAAAAAUACACCUAUCCAAUAGGAAUACUUUUAGGCGGAGCUGCUGGAUUUGGUAAUGAGUAUUUAAGACAACAGGAAUCUUGGCGAUUUAACAGAGAUAAUGCAUAUGAUGUUGAAAUAUAA